AGAAACACACAACAUAAGAGAACACACUCAUACACGGAUAACAUACAUUGUGUCUACACAUGCCCUUAUGCGCAUGAGAAGCCUUUGUCCGUAUUUGUGAUUGCUUUUCGCAGCAGAGUCGAGUAGUGUGUGCGCAUUGCAUUCACGGGAUCAGUCUGGAUUGUUUGGCAACGAUUGCUCGAUUAGCAACCUGGCAGAUCUACAGUUGGCUAGUGCUGCUAUCGAGAUUUAUCAAGUGUUUUGUGUGACGGAGAUUGUGAGAUUUUUUUUGGAAAAUUGUGUUGUGUUAAAGUUUAAAGCAGUCCUCGGAUUGACAGCUCGCGACAAGUCCGCUGAACGGAAGUUUUCAUUAUCUGUAAGUUGAAGUGGAUAGUUCGACCAUUCGUGUGUGAAAUUUUCGCAUUAUCAAUCGGUAAUUUUUGCGUGUCUAAUUAUUAAAUCAAUUCGUGGUGACUCUUUAAUUUUUCCUCACACAUGAAUCUAAAUUGUAGAUGAUCGUGACGAGAGUGAGACAAAAUGAUGAUAAUUUAGUAUUGGUGUAUGGGAAGUGUUUAAACAAAGGGACGAUUCAAUUGUUUAUCCGCGGACCAUCAGUGUUAAUUAUACGAACAUAAAAUCGGAUCAUUGACGACUCUCUUUCCUAUCACUUUCUCUCUUUUUCUUAAUUCGCAGACCGUUGAUUGUCGAAACUGUUUGUUUGUUUCUUUUUUUUUGGUGCUGCCAUUGCUGCUAGAGACUAAAACCCCCAUAGAGAGAGUCGGAGUGCUACAGUGCAUUUCAAGUGAGAAGAUAGACAAUUGGAUUGGAGUUGUGCAGUGUCGUGCCUGCGAGGCCCUUACAUGAGAAUCGGCUCAGCUGAUUCAUAGACUGCGCCAUCACGGGCUCUUCGCAGCUUUUCCAAUAAUCAACAAUAAAAAUGUCGUCUCCAAGUGCUGGCAAGCGACGUAUGGACACGGACGUUAUCAAACUAAUAGAAAGCAAACACGAAGUGACAAUUUUAGGUGGACUCAACGAAUUUUCCGUCAAAUUUUACGGACCUCGAGGGACGCCAUAUGAAGGAGGAAUAUGGAAAGUGCGGGUUCAUUUACCAGAACAUUACCCCUUCAAAUCUCCUUCGAUCGGUUUUAUGAACAAGGUUUACCACCCUAACAUUGAUGAAGUAUCGGGCACCGUCUGUCUCGACGUUAUCAAUCAAGCGUGGACAGCCUUGUAUGAUCUCUCAAAUAUUUUCGAGUCUUUUCUACCACAGCUGUUGACAUAUCCUAAUCCAAUUGAUCCCUUAAAUGGCGAUGCAGCUGCAAUGUACCUUCACAAGCCUGAGGAGUACAAGAAAAAAGUCGCAGAUUACGUAAGGAAAUACGCGACAGAGGAGGCGCUUAGGGACCAGGAAAAUGGUACGGGGAAUGGAAUGUCCUCGGACAGUGAGUCUUCAAUGAGCGACUUCAGUGAGGACGAGACGCGAGAUAUGGAGUUGUAACCAAAUAUUUUACCAUCCAUACCCAUACCCUUAAUCACGAUUCCUUGUAAUCUCCGAUCGCUCGUCUUAUCAAAAUAGAUGCUUACACCUAAAAAUUUCUUCGACCUUCGAUCGAUAUCAACCUCAGACAUUUUUUGAGAGGCUUACAAAAAAAAAAUAUUGAUGGCGAUCGGUUUGUAGUGUAACAGUGAACACAUUAUUACCCGGAGUUGAUUUCUUUUCAAUGUCGAAAGUCAAAAGCAAAAAAAAAAAACUUGAAAAA
This is a messenger RNA of Leptopilina heterotoma, 1739 nucleotides long. RefSeq names its product ubiquitin-conjugating enzyme E2 H (gene UbcE2H). The record is from RefSeq and is a predicted model, not a curated record. The transcript has 5 exons. NCBI's taxonomy places the organism in Eukaryota, Metazoa, Arthropoda, Insecta, Hymenoptera, Figitidae. Gene Ontology annotation, molecular function: ubiquitin conjugating enzyme activity. Gene Ontology annotation, biological process: ubiquitin-dependent protein catabolic process; protein polyubiquitination. The coding region runs from base 917 to 1477 and encodes 186 amino acids. Gene Ontology annotation, cellular component: nucleus.